GUUCUGACUCAAGAGAGAACAGAAGAAUGAAAAUGAGUUUGUUGCUGUUGGUCGGUGUUAUUUCCUGGUCUACCGUGUUAGCUGACAACAAUUGGCAGUUUGAAGGAACCAUUAACGACGAUACGGAUAACGAGAAAUACAUUAAACUAGACGAUACAGAUGAAGGAAAUGCAGUCUUUCAUUUAACAAGCAGCUGUGAAAAUACUGGUGACGAUACAAGUUAUCUUCAGAUUAAGCUAUACGAAUUCAGUACAUUAAUGACAGUGAUAUACAAAGAUGUUAUCUGUGGAGGAGAGUCGGAAACUAUUCGUUACUCAGAACCACAGAAUGUAGAAAGUGCGAAAGAGUAUAAAAUACAAGUGUUUGGGAAGCAAGGAAUUGAAUUCAAAAUCAAGCUGGAAUUAGAAGAAACAGAUAUAGUUAUGGAGGACAGUGAAGGUACUGUAGAUGGUACCAUUGCACGAAAGACUAUGCUUGUAAAGACCUUCACUCUCACUGAAGAAGAUAUUAAAAGUACGAGUGAUUGGAGUUAUGUAGAGAUCUCAGCAGAGUCUGAUGAUAAGUUCAUGGAUUUAGAAAAAACGGAUUUGUCGGACAAGCGACUAGUAGGGAAGAUGAUGGUGACUAAUAAUACCGCUAACUUGGAAGAUUUCUACUCCAAUCCUAAAGCUGCUCUUGAUGGAGCUAUCCGAUUAAGUUUCUCUACAUUUGGUCAAAUAACAUUAUCCAGUGCCUCUAAACCUGCCCUUACACCUGGACGGUGGCUUGUUGGUGUUGUCAUGGACCCCAGUCAUGGUUCAAAUAUACGAGCAAAACAAGUGACGUUAAAGAUAAAGAUUGUAAAUGACUACGAGUACCUUAACAGGGUGCUAAUACUGUUUUUUGUUUCUUUCCUUGGACUCAUCAUUCCUAUGUUGGCUCGAGCAAUCUUUGACGUUGAGAACGUCAAAUAUGAAGGCCUUAAGUUCAAAUAUUGGCUGGAAACUCUAAAGAAUUGGUUUUGGUCGGGGAAGAAGGGACUAACUUAUCUCACAGCACUUUUGGCGUGUCUUCUCAUCGUCAGUGCUUUCCAAGUAGUACACGCUAAAUAUAAUGACAUGCAAGAGUCAGGGGACAGAGACAUUUGCUUUUACAACGAAAAGUGUUACCGACCUUAUGGGGAUUACUACGAUGUAUCGGUGAACGGUAUAGCUAGUAAUCUUCCUUUCAUGGUGCAAGGAGUUAUUCUUGUAGUUUACUUCUCCAUCUCUGAAGCGUACUGUAGAUCUAAUGGUCACGAGCAUUUCGACUACUCGAUACCUUAUUCCUUUGGACUGGCCUUUAUCUGUGAAGGGUUUGGAUCACUUCUGUACCACAUCUGUCCUAGUCAAAUAAUCUUCCAGUUCGACACCUUGUUCAUGUUUGUGAUCUCCAUCAUAAUGAUCAUAGCUAUCUUCGAGGGAAACUCUAUCCGGGAGUGUGAUGUGAGGUUUACUAAGGUGGCAAAACACAAAGCGAUAAGAACCCCAAAAGUUUUUGCUUUCUUUGUUGGUCCUGUCUAUUUUUUCAACUUCAUUGGCAACUUGAUCGCUACUGAAGGUUUGCCUGUGCCGUUCGUCACAGCUUUCUAUAUAGUAUUUGGUGCCUGGUGGAUUGGAAUACUGCUAUGGGCUUCCUAUAAGCUCGACCUCUGGCCAGAUUAUUUUAAUCCAAAAAGCAUUCCGGAAAUGCCUUGUCUGGAUGAAGUGGAUGGCAUGGAAGAUACUAAGAAGAUGCCUAAAAUGGUGGCGUUCUUUAUGAGGCACGCUAAGAUAAUCAAGGUAACAAUGUUCCUGGGGUACUGUGGUGUGGUGGUGGCUGGGUUUGUAAUGUCCCUCCUACAGAUGUUAUCAUUCUCUAUAUUCAUCCUGGGAGCCCUUAUCUUUGGACAAGUUAUACUUACCGGAGUGUUCUUUAUUCCUACCAUCUACACAGUAUUGCAACAUUUCGUUAACAUAACUGUGCAGAUAAAAGAAAGCAAGACAUCUGUCUCAAAGCAGUGCUUAGUUCUUUUAGGUAUAGUGUUGUAUGUAGUGAUCGGGUGUGUUGUAGUUGUGAUAUCUCUUAUAUUCUUCACCGUGUUCUCUGUCACUGACAAGUCCAUAUACCCCUGGAGAUCACGGGAACAGAACGCCGAGUGUUUCCUCAAUGGUUUCUAUGACACCCACGACUUCUGGCAUUUGUUUGCCAGCUUUGCUCUCAUGAUGAUGUCUAUGGUAGUGGUACAGAUCUGCAAGCCAUGCCGUGAGUGUUACCUACAAUACGUAAAAAAGAACAAGGAAAGAAUCGAUGCAGUGAGGACAAUGUCAGGGGCAGUAAAUAAGCUUAACUUGACUCAGAAUGCAAUUAACAAGUUCAAGAAACCAAUCAAGACACCAGUCACCCCAGUAGCCGAUGUGGAUAACGAAGCUGGGGGCACUGAGAAAGAUACGUUCCUGGCAACAGAGGCUUGAUAGGAGAGGCCAAGGAAUCAACAUCAUUCAACAAGAAGAAUCAUAACGAGGUCUAAUUACCUUCUGAUUCUAGGUUUACUAAAAGCUAUAUGUAAGAUGCAUGCAUAUAUAUUUAUAUGUGUCACGUGUCGCUGGCGCUGUUACACUAUCUGCGACACCUUCAUUUCAACAUGUUCUACCACCUCAUUAUCUGCACCUUCCUUUCUCUGUGAUGCCAUGAUAAUAUCUUAUACUCGUUGUGUAUGUUAAUGUUAUAUUGUAUAUGUUAUGGGAUAUUAGUGAUGAGUAACUAAACUCAGUUGAACUGAUGCGACACAUGCAGAUUCAUUUGGAAUAUUACGAAGGAGAAAUAUGCUAAACUGCCCAUGAAAAAUAUGUAUGAGUGUUGCAGUUACUAUUUGGGAUACAUAGCAUGUACUCUUUUUUUUUAUAAAACUCGAAUUUAAUCUUAUAUAAUCAGUUAUUUAAAUUAUGAGUCAGCCUAAUUUCUGUUGGGGUACAGUUUAUAGUGUUAACAUCUUUUUACUUUCAUUGCAGAUCAGCUUGAAUGAUUAACUGAUAAACCUAUUACAAAAUAUUUCAAAAUGCAAGCAAUAACCGGAUAACAAGAAUUUUUACGAUUCGUAAUGGAA
This is a messenger RNA of Bolinopsis microptera, 3103 nucleotides long. RefSeq lists its product as uncharacterized. NCBI's taxonomy places the organism in Eukaryota, Metazoa, Ctenophora, Tentaculata, Lobata, Bolinopsidae. Gene Ontology annotation, molecular function: double-stranded RNA binding; RNA transmembrane transporter activity. The transcript has 19 exons. The record is from RefSeq and is a predicted model, not a curated record. Bases 27 to 2471 code for a protein of 814 amino acids. Gene Ontology annotation, biological process: RNA transport. Gene Ontology annotation, cellular component: plasma membrane; lysosome.